AUGGCUUCAGCGGGUGCAGCAAAUUUUGCGGCCACUUCUCCUUCAGAGAGGCACAUUGGUUCUCCUGCUUCCAUACAGCCCCAGGCACUGGAGUCGAGAGCAGCGAGCUCCCCCGGUUCCCGGUCGGUUCUCAGCAACACAUCUCGUGCUGCACAUGGCAACAGCAGCAACGAGGGUUGCUACCUUGUGACUAUGGGCCUCUGUGCCCACGUGCAUGCUAAAAACGCUCAGGUUGCAGCAGCUGUGGCGGCGGACGCAGCUGCAGGCGCUGCUACGGAUUCUGGCCAUUCGGAAGCUGCGAAGAUAGGGUCUCUAUACAUCAGCUCUGUCCCAGCACAAAAGCACCGCAAGCAUAUCGAGCACGACUCUCAUGAGCAGCAGGUGCAACAGCAGCACCAGCAGCUGGCUCCCCAUUCCCUGGAGCACGUUUCUCUUCCCCAUGGGGCGCAGGCGCACGAACCGCCACCCCAUCCGCCCUCUUUUUGCACCAUUCACCUCGACAACUCCGACGCUUAUGGCGUAGGAAAUGCAGCGACGGAGGCGGUGAUUGGUGCAGUGGCCAGAGCAGCAGCAGCAGAAAUUUCGCUAGCUGCAGCUGAGGCCGGCAACUCUGAGUGCUCCUCCCUAUCAGGGGAUCCCCCCGAGAGCCCUGACGGUUCUUUGCGGGAGAAAGAGGCAAAAGGAGUAGUGGGGGUUGACUUGCCAGACUUGAAAAACAUACCUCUGGCCAUCCGCGUGCCUCCGUAUAGAGAGCACUUGUUGUACGAGUUGAAACAGCUGCGGCAUUUCUGGAAGGUUGAUCUUCACCAGCGAGACUGGCGACAGGUCUUCGUUUGCUCGUACUUUCCAAACGCAAUAGAUCCCGCGUUUCUGACUCUUUUGCGUACCUUCUGCUGCAUUACGGUUCUGGUGCUUGAGUGUUUCGCCUCUAUUCAGGGGUACAAAGAAGUGGGCAAAGCGCAAAUGCUCUACUUCACGAACUGGAACAGUCUUCUCGUGGCUGCCGGAUUCCUUUCCCUCACCAUCACCUCCAUCAUUGCAUGCAUGAGCUUCGCAGCUCCCCUGCAGCCCUGUUCGGGCAGCACGAGCGACCCGCAGCAGCAGCAACCGCGCAGGCGCCACGUGCAGCUACCGCCAGAACCGCAGCAGUACCAGCAACAGCGGCAGCAGAGGCAAACACAGGUUUUGAUGAAUUCGGUGGAAGAAGCAUCUCCAACGUAUUCGCUCAACUAUAUUCAGCCGAAUGCCCCAAAUGUCGCCUCCCGAGAGAGCAGCACCUGCAGCUUGGGGUUUUCAGCUCUAGAGUUUGUUGCUGUGGACGGUCGGCAUCCACGUCCGACGUACAGCAGCAGCAAAGCUGCGCUCCUCCCGUGGUUGGUGCAGCAACGACAGCAACUGCUGCAGCAGCAGCGGCAGCCGCGCGAUUCGCGGGCCUUAUGCCUGGUUCUGCAAGGGUACCGAGACCUCAUGGCUGACAGUCGAUGUUGCGUUGAGGGGAUCCUCUUGGCCCCGAACCCGAGCAACAAGUGCGUUUCGCGAGUGCAAGCAAGUGCAAGUGAGACGGGCGCUAGCAGACGACUAGCUCGAAAGAGAGCUGUUGACAGGCAGCAACGCAACCGCUCCUCCCCACCAGUUUGCGUGUCCGCGCACGCUCUCACGGCCUGGUCCUCCGGAGCAGCAGACAGCGGGCCCACCUGCUCCACAGGGAGCAGAAACGCGGUAUCUUCCGCGUCGAUGGAAUCAGAGGCACAAGCAGCAGCAGCAGCAGCAACAGCAGCAGCUGCAGCAGCAUCACAAAGAAGCGGCUCCACAGCAGCAGCACCCGUGGAUGUGCCAUGGUUCGUGAAAGUGACGUGGGUAGUUCACAAUCUGCAGUUGGUAGCAUCACUUGGCGUUGCUGCAGUCUUCUUUUCUCUCUUUAAGGCUGAAGAUGUUCAAUUCCCUGGAUCUUGGGUUACAGUGUGGAAGCACUCAGUGUUGGUCUUGCUUACACUGUUGCAUGCGUCGCUUCUCUCCCGAAUACCCUGCCCAAUGCGGCAUAUGGGUUACACGAUAAUUUUAUUUUUCUGCUACCUGGUGCUGCAGCUCUGUGUCUUUCUCUUCAAAGUGCCCAACGGGCAAGGAGGAGUAGGGUACGUGUACAAGGUGUUUUGCCUCUCAGAGCCACUGAAGGCGAUGAUUGUGUUGGCGUCCAUUUUCCUUUGCUGCUUCCUUAUGCAUCUCUUUCUUUGGUCUAUAUCUCGCAAGAGAUGCCUAUAUGUCGACCCUCCUCCCUCUGUGUCUGUUACCGCGCUGCAGCUCAAGCGCAGCAUAAGGUACGCUGCUGCAGCAGCUGCAGCAGCAGCAGCAGCAGAACAAAUGGCCAGCGAAUCAUCAGCAGUCGUUGCUAGUGCAGAAACGCUGCCCAAAGAUAGCCUAGUGCGGCUACACCUGCACCAGCACCCCUGCUGCAGCGAGCAGGCAUCUACAGGGAACCCGGAUGGCCGGCAGAGCGGGAGCAGCGGCAGCAUCAAAAGCACGGGUCGGGACGGGCUUCAGAGCGAAGGCAGUGGUGGCCAGCAAGCGCAGGUGCAGACGCAGUGA
Messenger RNA from Eimeria acervulina, 2583 nucleotides. RefSeq lists its product as hypothetical. The record is from RefSeq and is a predicted model, not a curated record. Gene Ontology annotation, cellular component: membrane. NCBI's taxonomy places the organism in Eukaryota, Apicomplexa, Conoidasida, Eucoccidiorida, Eimeriidae. The coding region runs from base 1 to 2583 and encodes 860 amino acids. The transcript has a single exon.